Molecule: messenger RNA, 624 nt
Organism: Electrophorus electricus (electric eel)
Lineage: Eukaryota; Metazoa; Chordata; Actinopteri; Gymnotiformes; Gymnotidae
Product: dickkopf-related protein 1-like
Biological process (GO): negative regulation of canonical Wnt signaling pathway; multicellular organism development
Cellular component (GO): extracellular region
Molecular function (GO): receptor antagonist activity; co-receptor binding
Source: RefSeq, a predicted model, not a curated record
UCUUGUGCGUCCUGUGCGUGUACGUGUGCGUGUUGGCUGCGCAGGCUCGGAUCUGGGCCUGGAUGCUGUCAAUACCCUACAGCCCGCCGGAAAAGGGACACGUUGGGCCGACGGACAGGGACACAGAGACGCCCCGCAACAGCUCCAACGGAGACACGGUGGCCUGCAAUCAGGACCGUGCUUGUGGGAAGGGUUUCUCCUGUGACCGCCACUUCGGCCUGUGCGUCCCUCUGCGUCAGGAGGGGGGUUACUGCCGGCGAGAUGCGCAGUGCGUGCGAGGCCUCGGCUGCAUGUUUGGCCGAUGCAUCCGGAGAAUCCCGGAGGGCCAGGAAGGGGCCCGGUGUAAAGUAGACAAGGACUGCGAGGCUUCGAUGUGCUGUGCCCGUCAUCACGGCGAGAGGGUGUGUAAGCAGCGGCUGGCAUUGGGCGAAAGCUGCUUCGUGCCAGAUGGAGGACUAGCCUUCAGCAUCAACCAGAUCUGCCCGUGUCAGGAGGGUCUGCUUUGCCGUGGAAAUGGGCAACCGAAGAAAAGAGGGAUGGAAUUUGUAUACUACCCUGAGUUAAAUAACUGGACCUGCCAGGUUGCAAAACAGUGAAAACAUUCUUCGAUAAACUUUAUUUAUU